Lycium ferocissimum is the source of this 1730-nucleotide messenger RNA. RefSeq names its product cytochrome P450 CYP94D108. The coding region runs from base 68 to 1582 and encodes 504 amino acids. Gene Ontology annotation, molecular function: oxidoreductase activity, acting on paired donors, with incorporation or reduction of molecular oxygen; heme binding; monooxygenase activity. The transcript has 2 exons. The record is from RefSeq and is a predicted model, not a curated record. Lineage: Eukaryota; Viridiplantae; Streptophyta; Magnoliopsida; Solanales; Solanaceae.
UUUACACUUAUACUGGUCCAUAUCCCAUCAUUUUCGUCCUCUUCCAUCCCUUAGAAAAUUCUCAACCAUGGAUUUUUUCUCCCUUCAAACACUCAUCUUCACUAUCUUCAUAUCUCUUUUCAUCUACUAUUUCUUACUAUUUCUCAAUAAAAAAAAUGCCAAGAAACCUGGUUUCAAAAUCUAUCCACUUGUUGGAGCAUUACCAGAGUUUCUUCUUAACCGUCACCGUUUUCUUGAAUGGGCUACUGACGUACUUUCUACUUGUCCUACAAACACUGCCGUGUUCUACCGUCCUGGAAAUGUUCAUGGUGUUAUGACGGCUAAUCCACUUAACGUUGAACAUAUGUUGAAGACAAAUUUUGAGAAUUUUCCUAAAGGACAAAGAUUUUAUACUAGGCUUGAAGAUUUUCUUGGUGAUGGUAUCUUUAAUGUUGAUGGUGAAAUUUGGAGAAUACAAAGGAAAUCUGCUAGUUAUGAAUUUAGUACGAGAUCUCUAAGGAAUUUUGUCAUGGAAACUGCACAGGUGGAAAUACAUACACGAUUGAUUCCAAUUCUUGAAGAAGCAGGCAAAAUGGAUCGAAUUAUUGACAUUCAAGACAUCUUAGAAAGAUUUGCAUUUGAUAACAUCAUCAAGCUUGCAUUCAAUGUGGAUCCAAAUUGUUUAGGAGGAGCUGAAAGUGAAUUCAUGCAAGCUUUCGAAAUUGCAACAACUCUAAGUUCAGGUAGGUUCAUGUAUGCUAUUCCCUUCCUUUACAGAAUCAAGAAAAUCUUGAACAUUGGAUCAGAGAAAAAGCUACAAAAAUCAAUCAAGAUUGUACAUGAAUUCGCGGAUAAGAUAAUAAAUUCAAGAUUGGAAGAGCGAGCUGAGAAGAAAGAUGAAGACUUGUUAUCAAGGUUCAUGGGGGAUACUAAUCAAUUCUCAGCUAAAUUCUUGAGGGACAUAGUCAUCAGUUUCAUCCUAGCUGGUCGAGACACAACAUCAGCGGCUCUAACUUGGUUCUUUUGGAUAUUGUCUUCAAGGAAAGAUAUAGAGGAAAAAAUACUAGAUGAAUUAGUUCAAAUUCGUCGAAGAAAUGGGAAAAAGACUGGUGAAGCUUAUAAUUUCGAUGAUUUAAGAGAAAUGCAGUAUUUACAUGCAGCUAUUUCAGAAGCGAUGAGGCUAUAUCCACCAGUACCAGUUGAUACAAGGUCUUGUUUGAAAGAUGAAAUUUUACCAGAUGGAACUUUUAUUGGAAAAGAUUGGUUUAUGAGUUAUCAAACUUAUAGCAUGGGAAGAAUGGAGAACAUUUGGGGGAAAGAUUGUGGUGAGUAUAAACCAGAAAGAUGGCUUGAUGAAAGUGGAGUUUAUAAGCAAGAAAGUCCAUUUAAAUUUCCAGUGUUUCAUGCUGGACCAAGAAUGUGUCUUGGAAAAGAUAUGGCUUAUAUUCAGAUGAAGUCAAUUGCAGCUUCUGUGUUAGAAAAGUUUGAAUUUGAUGUUCAGUUGGAGAAGGAGAAGUGUCCUGAUUAUGUGUUAUCUUUGACUCUAAGAAUGAAAGGAGGUUUGCCUGUGAAGGUAAAAGAAAGAUGUAUGACCAAUAGUUAAUUUUGGGGUUUCGGAUUUUGGGUUUCAGUUCACCAGUAUAGCAAAUAUUAUUUUUGUGAUGUAAUGUCUAAUGCAUUAAGAUACUGUGGUUAGUUUCAUGAUGUAUAUAUAUCUUGCUUUUCUUUGAAAGUAAGGAAAGUUUUGGUUA